Messenger RNA from Paramacrobiotus metropolitanus, 2089 nucleotides. RefSeq names its product heterochromatin-associated protein MENT-like. The coding region runs from base 493 to 1869 and encodes 458 amino acids. Lineage: Eukaryota; Metazoa; Tardigrada; Eutardigrada; Parachela; Macrobiotidae. The record is from RefSeq and is a predicted model, not a curated record. The transcript is spliced from 4 exons. Gene Ontology annotation, molecular function: serine-type endopeptidase inhibitor activity.
GUUUAACGUGCAUUUCUAUCCAAAUCUAGUGCGCCUGCAACAUUAAAAUGCCGCAGGGGAAGAUAAAAAUUGUUUUACUUGUUUAUUUUGAUAUGUAAAUUUCUAUAUUUUAUUAGGUGGUGGCCUAAUAAAAAAGAGUGCGACACGCAUAUUAUAGGUCUAGUAUUCUUAACAUAUAAGCGCGCAGAAGCAUGAGCUGCUAAAAGUUCGAUAAAAGACAAAUGUGGCUUUUUUUGCCACAGGAUAUGCCGAUGGAACCGGCAAAUCCUUUUGAUCCAUUACUGCAUUCCGUGCGUCCUCCGGCGACUGCUGACAAAGUACAGCUGCACUUCGGCAGUGUGCACAAGCAUUUGUCGCUGGUUAAGACAAACGUCGCCGUUACUCUGACUAGCGAUUGCUAUUAUUUGUCCGUUAAUUUUGCAGUCGAUCACUAGCAUUUGUUGUUGUGAUUGUGCAGAAAACGCUGGUGUAGAGAUUACCUAUCCCGAGAUCAUGGAGCAUCUACGGAAGCCGGCCAACGAGAUGGCCUACCGGUUGGUGCGAGGGGCGCGGGAUAUCAUCGUGGAGGAGCGCGGCGAUGGUGCCAUCGAUAAUGUAGUGCUGUGUCCCUUCUCGUUUCUGACCGGCGUGGCCGGCGUUUAUUAUCAUGCGGCCAACGAGAUCUGCCGCAAUAAAAUGGAAGCCAAACUGGGAUUUCAGGAGCUCUUCCAGGGACACGGCAAAAAACGGGACGUCCUCAUGGCCUUCCGGGAAGCCAUGAUGCAGUUGUCUAAAGAUCCGCUGACCAAACGGCGUCGCGUCAGCGUGUAUCCCGGCGGCACGGAGGAACUCGAGCAGAAAUUCCGGGCCCCUUUCCACAUGUACUUCCUCCACAAGCUCCUGCUGCACAAGGCUCUGGAGACCAGUCCCGAAUACCUGCAGGACAUCAGCAAGUACCUGCAUGUUGAGCACGAAUUCGUCGACCUGAACACCGGCGAUCCGCGCCGGCUGCUGCUCGAUCUGGAGCGUUCUCUGGGCGAGGUAGACCAGACGGAACUGGACCCGGAAGUCCCGCUGGAGAUGGUCGACGCCGACUAUACCGGACUGCGUGCUUUCGUGGCCAAUGCGGCGUUCUACACCGCCCACUGGCAGGUGCCGUUCGACCGCAAUCUGACAUACUGGGGCAGUUUCUACACGGAGACCGGCGCUCUGCAACAAGCCAAGUUCAUGACACUAACCUACGAAUUCCCGUAUUACGAGGACAUGUCGAAGGAGUGCUGCAUGCUGGAGCUGCCGUACUACGAGAACAGCGCCUCCCUCAUCCUGGUUAUGCCCUGCGACUUCAACCGCCACGGCGACGGCAGCCACUAUAACAACAAACUGCGCCAUAAAUCCGUGGACGAUAUGACGCGCUUCCUCACCGUGGAAGACCGCCGGGAUUUCAACAUGCAUAAACGCAUGCGCACCGUCCAGCUGGCGCUGCCCAAAUUCUUCGUGCAGUGCACCUUCGGGAUUCAUUCGCUGCUGAAGGAACUCGGCUGCCAGGAUACCAUUAAGGACGACGCCGGUUACGAGCAGCUGAGUGGAAAUAAUGAACCGGUUAGGGUCGGUGAAGGCUUCCACAAGGCCGCUAUUGAAGUGGACGAGGACGGGACGUUUGUGGACCAGAAGGGCUCGCUGAAACUGACCUCCCCACCGGAUGUCUACGGCGGCAAGACCGACGGUCGUGACCAUCCCCACCAGUCGCACGAUUACGGACCGAAGCAGGUCAGCAAGAGCCCCAGCAGCAAGGAAAAGGUUCAUCUGGUCUUCGACCGGCCAUUCCUCUUCGAUGUUCGCCACAACCGCUCCGGACUGUUUGUCUUCUCCGGAUACAUUGCCUGUCCCUAAGGGCAUCUAAUUAAGCCUGUAUUGUCAUUGUGUGCACGAUACUGUAUUUCACGCUCAUCAGUCGACAGUACCUGAUUUUCAGCUGUUGUUAAAAUGUGUUUGCCGGCGCGGUCGGUGCUUUUAGCGACACCGCAAAUGAUUAAAUAUAGUAAAAAUAAUUAUUACGUUUAUUUUCGCUGCCCUUCGUGGGUCGUAUUAAAAUAACUCAGUGACGCUAAGU